AUGUCCAAUCAAGUGGCGACUGAACAAAUUGUUGGGCUGCUCCAAGCAACACUUUCUCCAGAGUCAGUUAAACAGGCACAAGAAGGGUUGGCACAACAGGCUGUAAUUCCAGGUUAUGCACGUGUUCUCCUAAAAAUUUUAUGUGAUGCCAAUUAUCCCAAUCAUAUUCGCAAUAUUGCUGCUAUUUCUUUAAAGAAUUUUGUUAAGAUGAAUUGGUCUGGCGAGGGGGAUAUACCAAUAUCUGAUGAUGAGCGGGAAGAGUUGAGGAAUGCUCUUUUGGAAAUUAUGUUUCAAGUCCCGCACUUUUUGCGAUUGCUUAUAACUGAAAUUGUUUGUCAAGUUAGUAAAUAUGAUUUUCCUGAACGGUGGCCCCGUCUUGUCCAGUUACUCGCUGAAAAUUUGUCAAAGGCUACAGAUUUUGACCAACUCGUUGUUUCAUUGGGUACAUUAGAGCAAAUGAUUUCUCGCUAUCGACAUGAAAUGCGUUCUGAUUCUCUUUGGAGGGAAAUUAUUUUUGUCGUUCAAAAUGUGGCAGAACCAUUAACUCAACUAUUUUCAAAAAUGCAGUUCUAUCUUCCAGACCAGGAAGGAGGGACACAGCUUAGUCCAACUGACAGAAUUUCUUGGCUACAAAUUGUGCUUGAGUUAACACGAAUUUAUCAUUCACUAAUUUCUCAGGAUCUCCCAGAAUAUUUUGAGGUUUUUGAAUAUAUUCGAACCUCACUGUAA
This is a messenger RNA of Meloidogyne enterolobii, 729 nucleotides long. Lineage: Eukaryota; Metazoa; Nematoda; Chromadorea; Rhabditida; Meloidogynidae. The record is from the annotation of a GenBank genome assembly.